UUCAACUAAAAUCACACUAAUUUUCAUUUUUAUUACCACCGUUUAUUAGCAUCUAACAUACAAACAAACAUUUGUAAGACAAUAGUCACUUCGUUUUGUGUCACACAUCUUCACUUUGCACCAACACAAACAAAAACAAUAUUUUCCCCAACAAAUCGAAGAUAAUAAAUCCCCUCUUUUCGCUAUUAUUUUUUUUAAGAGAGAUCCGUUGUACAUCUUCCAACGGCUAGUUUUCUCCACUUCAUCAAUUCUCCCUUCAACUUUCACACUCUUUCUCCUUUGAUUCCUCUUUCACCUUCAACAAUUUCAAACCCCAAAACGGCAAAACCGCCCCCAAUUUCUAGGGUUUUCAGUUCAAUACACUUCAAUCCACUCAAAAAAUGAGUCCAACAAUGGCGUCAGAAAAUCCAAAGCCCGAAAUUCCAACUCCAAUGCCAACAAAUCCUCCAAAUUCUCGACGAUCUCGACCUAGGGUUCGUGAAGUAAGCUCGAGGUUUAUGUCACCUGUAGCAAAACCUCCUUCAACAAUUCCAUCAACACCUUCGGAAUCUCACAUUUCUCGGAAUCACUCUCUCCGACGAUCAAAUACCGACUACCGGCCACCCCAAUCGCGUUAUGCUGAUGAAAAUCAACCCGAUCGUAUCAAUCGGAACUCCGUUAGUCCUGUUCGAACCACAUCGAAGCCUCGAGCUGCUGUGAAAUUGUUUAAAGAAGGUUCAAGAACUGAUACUCCGGUUCCAGUGGGUACGGUCCAGAGAUUGGUUCGUAAUCGGAGUUGGGAUACAGCUGCUGCGAAAUUGUUACAAUCUGGUGGAAUUGUGGCGAAUGAGAUUGAUCGUGAUAUUGAUGAUGGUACGAAUUCUGUUGAUAGUGAUUGUGAAUCGGUGAAAUCCGAACAGGUUAAUCAUUUUAUUAAUGGUAAUAAUUAUAAUAAUAAUAAUAAUGGUGGGAGAGGUUCGACGCCAUGUUCAAAAUCAAUGGAGUUCUCUUUUUCGGCACAUGAAGUGCCACAGACGGUUAAAGGUGGUCAGAUGAAUAAGGUGGCGCGUAGUCUUAAUCUUCCUCCGAUGCCUCCAACGAUUGGGGGAUGUUCGAGGGUGGAAGGAAAGAAAGUGGGGUUGAAGAAGGUUGGUUCGUGUCAGCAAGAUGAUGUUCAUAGGUUUAAGUUGUUUCAUAAUCGUUAUCUGCAAUGGAGGUUUGCUAAUGCCAAGGCUGAAGCUUGUUUGAAAUCGCAGAAAAUGCAUAGUGAGAAGCAGUUGUAUUCAUUGGUAGUAAAGAUAUCAGAAUUGCUGGAUUCUGUUAAAAGCAAACGUGUUGAACUUGCACUUUUGAAAGAAGCAAAAGCUCUGUCUGCGGUUCUUGAUACGCAGAUGCCUCGCUUGGACGAAUGGUCUUCAUUAGAGGAGGCUUACUCUUCUUCGUUGCUGGAAUUAACUCAAGGUUUGCAAAAUAUAUCAUCUCGACUUCCACUCAUAGGCAAUGUAAAGGCUGACGUAAAAGAGAUAAAUGAAGCAAUGAAUUCAGCUUUGAAGGUGGCCGAAAGCAUCGGCUUGCAGGUCCAAGAAUUUAUGCCCAAGGCCGAGCAAGUGGAUGUUUUAGUUUCUGAUUUAGCAAGAGUACACAACGGAGAAAUUACACUUGUUCAUGAGUGCGGUGAUUUAUUGUACAAGACACAUACUUCACAGAUAGAGGAGUGCAGCCUAAGAGGGCAGCUAAUGCAAUUCCAGAAAUGCAGUUUUAACCGAUCACAAGAAGUUCAAACCUAACAUGUUUUGCUUCACUCACACGCCAAAUGUUUUGGUCAGUUCGAUUAGUUGGCCUAUCGAUUGCAUCUCAAGCCAAAACUGGAGUAUGAGAGGUCAGGACGCGCCUUUUGUUCCCAACUGUAUGUAACCAUUCUUUCGUAUUCUUUCGCUGCAUCAUGCCAAGAGAGCUUUUUUUGGAAGGGCGUCAAGCGAUAGAAUAUGUGCAGUUUCAGAAUAGUUGUACCAAAUCUUGUACAGUGUAUGCAAUCAUGUGAUACCUCUAGAAAAAUGAAGGUAUGAAUGAAUAAUGCCCUUGUGCCUUUCGCUUACAUUCUCUCUAUUAACUGAGACUGAACAUUAUGGUUGGGAAUUUACCUUAGCCCCAAAGUGAAUAUGGGGCAUUUGAUUUUUCUAUAAUGAAAUCUUGUUCCUUGAAGUAAUAAACUAUGAGAGUGGUUCCAAGUACUAGUAAAACGUAUUGCCGUA
This is a messenger RNA of Amaranthus tricolor (Joseph's coat), 2231 nucleotides long. RefSeq names its product protein ENDOSPERM DEFECTIVE 1-like. Lineage: Eukaryota; Viridiplantae; Streptophyta; Magnoliopsida; Caryophyllales; Amaranthaceae. Gene Ontology annotation, cellular component: nuclear microtubule; centrosome; cytoplasm. Gene Ontology annotation, biological process: centrosome cycle; spindle assembly. Gene Ontology annotation, molecular function: microtubule binding. The record is from RefSeq and is a predicted model, not a curated record. The transcript is spliced from 6 exons. Bases 381 to 1766 code for a protein of 461 amino acids.